AUGGUUGAUGGAAGGAACUCUGAGAACGAGCCGCUCUUGAGUAAUAUGGAGCGACAACAGGCCGACGAGCCUGCCAACCGGACGAAUCCGACCGAGCAUCCUGAUGCGCCUCUCGAGGACAACGCCCCGCGCCGCGAACUCGAAGUCGAAGACCACUCCGGCCCAUCGACGCCCAGGUUCAUGCAGGACGAGGGAGAAUGGAAGCGCUGGAAGUGGGUGCCAUACCCCGUCCGCCGCACCUUCAAGGCCACCGUCAAGUGGUCCAAGGGCCCACCGAACCCCCGGGACUACAAAAUCAAGCCGAUUCUUCCUCAAGUCCAAGAGUUCCCUCUUGUGCUGGUUGACAAGUUCUUGCGCAACUUCAAGCAUCGCGUCGGCAUUGUCUUCCUCUACGUUGCCAUCUGGAUCAUCACGUUCGCUCUGGUCAAGAGGAGCGAGACUUUCGCCACCGAGAUUGAGGGUUGGGGAGCGCCCCAGGAAAUCGGAUGCGGUGCGACCUACUGGGGUCGAGGGAACAAGUGCGGCCUCAAUGGCGCUGAUUGUCGACCCUUCAACGGGAGCGGGUUUCCCUUCAGAUGCUCAGCCAAUUGCAAAGGCUACAUGGUCCUGAAUCCCCGUGCGGUCGGUGAUCAGGAGAUCGUAUAUCAAUCACUCGUUAUCGGCGGCCCUUCCAACGAAACAAGCCAGCCAAUCUACCGCGGCGACUCGUUCUUGUGUAGUGCUGCGAUCCAUGCCGGCGUGGUUAAUAACGAAAACGGAGGCUGCGGCGUUGUUCGCCUCGUUGGAAGACAACAAAAUUACAUUAGCUCCGAGCGCAACGACAUUGAGAGCAUCAGCUUCGACUCCUACUUUCCACUGUCAUUCACGUUCGAACCGAACAUCCAAUGCAGCGCUCGAGACCUGCGAUGGAACUUGCUGGCAGUAUCGGUCGUUUUCACGACGGUGCUAUCCCUAUUCACGGCUUCGCCAGCACUAUUCUUCUUCUCGGUCUUCACGGGCAUCUUCUGGCACGUCGGACUGGCCUCCGACCCGCCUAAUCAUUAUUCCGUGGCUGACCUCGUAUCGAACAUCAUUGGCAAAUUCCUCCCUGCGAUGUUUUGCGCCUGGGUCAUGUACGACAAGAUGGGCAUUCGACGGACUCUGCAAGGCCUCACCGCCCAGAUUGAGAAGACGGUUCUCUGGCUCGGCGGAUGCUGGGUCGGCGCCCUCACCAAUUACACGUUCACUUGGAUCCCGAUCCAGAGAUUGAAUGCACACGACCUGCAACAACAGCCAGGCGCGAAGGCCGCACUGGCUGUGAUCGUCAUCGUCCUUUUCGUCAUCAUCGUUAAACAAGUGUGGUAUUUUAGACAAGAAGGUCGGCUCAUCAAAUACCUAAAGCUAUAUCUGCUUUUCUUGGGUGGAAUCAUCGUUUGCCUCGUCCUACCAGACCUGAGCCUGCGCAUCCACCACUACAUUCUAGCCUUGCUUCUGCUCCCUGGCACGAGUAUGCAGACUCGUCCGUCACUUUUAUACCAAGGUCUGUUGGUCGGUCUUUUCAUUAACGGUAUUGCUCGAUGGGGAUUCGAUGCCGUACUGCAAACGCCAGCCGCUCUGCAAGGAGACGCUCAGCAUGGCUCAGCGUUACCCAACAUCCUUCCGCCAGUCAUCGAUCUGGGCCAGUCCCUGUGGAGCAUCAACUUCACUUGGAACGUUCCUUCCGGAGCGCGGUUCGAUGGCAUCAGUGUUCUCGUAAACGACGUCGAGCGCUUCCGCAACUACUUCGACGACACGCCCACCCAGAAUAGUUUCCAGUGGACUCGCGACAGUAGUCUCGGAAUGAAUGAGUACUUCCGCUUCGGAUACAUGGAAGGCAGCGAAAGCUACGACUUCACCAAAGCCGGAAUCUGGAACGCUGAGGGUAAAUGGAUUGACAUGAAGGAGGGUCCCUCCAUGGUGAGGGGUCGGAGCCUGGCGCCACGGGGCCUGGUAGAAGACGAAGAGAGUGUCCCGCGAUAA
Molecule: messenger RNA, 1998 nt
Organism: Colletotrichum karsti
Lineage: Eukaryota; Fungi; Ascomycota; Sordariomycetes; Glomerellales; Glomerellaceae
Product: LCCL domain-containing protein
Exons: 1
Coding region: 1-1998 (665 amino acids)
Source: RefSeq, a predicted model, not a curated record